Rhizopus microsporus ATCC 52813 is the source of this 1444-nucleotide messenger RNA. Its product is annotated as putative COP9 signalosome complex subunit 1. The record is from RefSeq and is a predicted model, not a curated record. Bases 66 to 1337 code for a protein of 423 amino acids. The transcript is spliced from 5 exons. Gene Ontology annotation, cellular component: COP9 signalosome. Lineage: Eukaryota; Fungi; Mucoromycota; Mucoromycetes; Mucorales; Rhizopodaceae.
UUUUUUUACAGCGCCGUCCAAAAAUCAGUUGUGUGUGUCUUUUUUUAUUCCAAAAGAUUACAAAGAUGGCCGAGAGAAGUAUAGAAUUACCUGCCAAUCUUGACUUUGACAACUAUAUCAACAACUACAGAGGUUAUAGUAAAAUAUUUAGAUCCCUUUACAUUGCAAAAAAAUGCAAUCAACUUGCUGUGAAAGCAUACCGCCAAGCAAUUAAAGACAUUAAGGAAAACACACUUGAUGUUGAAAAAUAUAAAUCAACUAUUACAGAGUUAAAUAACGUAUUAGAAAGAAGAGGUGAACCUACAGAAGCACUUGAUCAAAGUUGGAUUGAUCAUGUUCGCAUCACUUCAAAGACAACGUUGGAAUCAUUAGAAAAUGAACUAAAAGCUGCCAAGAGUAGACUCUUGAAAGAAGAAAUGAGAAUGUGUUAUAUAAAAUUAGGUGAAUUUUAUUGCAGGUGUGGUGAUGGACCGGCAGCUAUCAGAAACUUUGUACGAACCAGAGACUAUUGCACUACAAACCAACAUACAACAGAAAUGUGCUUUAAAACCAUCCAGGUCUAUUUAGAUGAAUGCAACUUCUCGCACGUCAUUCAGACCUAUCUUGCUAGAGCCGAGACUAUACCUAAUACCGCGCAGAGCAUCGGCGUAAAUUCAAAGCUGAAAUGUUUUCAAACCUUGACUCUCUUGGGCAGAACAGAUGUGCCAAAGAAAUAUCGAUCUAUAGCUAACACACUAAUUGAUAUACCAUUUGAAGCAUGUGCAGCCUUUGACGACGUCUUGUCUUCCAACGAUGUAGCCAUCUAUGGUGGUUUAUCAGCACUCGCCUCCUUUGAUCGUCGUGAAUUGCAGAGUCAAGUGCUCUCAAAUGCCAAUUUUAAAAACUUUUUGGCAUUAGAGCCUGCUCUUAAUGAGCUAAUAGAGUCAUUCUAUCAGUCCAAAUAUACUCAUUGCUUUGAAGUGCUGAAGAAAUAUAAACAACAAUUAAGAUUAGACAUGUAUAUGGAAUCUAAUGUGGACCAUUUGAUACAACUUGUUCAUGAAAAAGCAAUUGCACAGUACUGUGUUCCAUACUCUAUAAUUGAUAUGCGCAAGAUGGCUACGGCAUUUAGUAUUGAUAUUGAAACAUUAGAAGAGAUCUUGACUGAUUUAAUUGGCAAGAACAAGACCAUGGCAGCGCGUAUUGAUAGUCAUAACAAGAUUGUACGAACAAAGAAGCAAAAUAAGCGUACUCAAGCAUUUGAUCAAUCUUUUAUUGCUGGCAAUGAUUUUGAAAAGUCAUCAAGAGCUCUUUUGCUUAGGUUGAAUUUAUUAAAGGCUGAUUUGAUCAUGAAAUAAAUAUUGCGUUUUAUUAAAAAGAUAAAUGAUCAAGUCACAUGUUACAAGGGGUAAGAAGAUGAGUAGACACCAAGCAAGCAGUAUACAAGACACAACAAUAAUUUAUG